ACAAACUACCUAAUGAUUUCACCAGUAUCAAAGACAGGGCAAGAGCAAGCAGUGUGCCAGGGGACAGGGCGUUGUCAUCUUGUGACACUCCAGUGCCCCACCCAAUGCACACAGAGAAAGCCCAAGUACGCAGAGAAGAGUAAGGGCUGCUUCAUUGACUGCAGCAAGUGUGAAACCACUUGCAAAGUCAGGAAGCCCAAUUGCGAGGGAUACGGAUCAGUUUGUUAUGACCCUAGAUUCGUCGGUGGUGAUGGUGUGAUGUUCUAUUUCCAUGGUGCCAAGGGAGGUGACUUCGCUCUGGUGUCCGAUGAUCAUCUACAGAUCAAUGCCCACUUCAUUGGGACCAGACCACAGGGAAGAACCCGUGACUUCACAUGGGUCCAAGCGCUUGCAGUCAUGUUCGACUCACACACGUUAGUCAUCGCUGCACAAAAGAUCACCAAGUGGGAAAACAACGUAGACGCCCUCAUGGUCCGUUGGGAUGGCAUUGAUGUUGUCGUCCCAACCGAUGAAGAAGCUGAAUGGCGAAUCUUGAGCGACAACGUAAGAGGAAGAGAAGUAGUGGUAGAAAGAACUGAUGUGACCAACAGCAUCAAGGUGACGAUAGCUGGGUUGAUGGAGAUGGAUGUGAAAGUGACUCCCAUAGGAGAAGUAGAGAACCGAGUGCACAACUAUAGGUUGCCAGAAGAUGACGCAUUUGCACACUUAGAGACACAAUUCAAGUUCAAUGAUUUGACGGACAUGGUGGAAGGGGUACUGGGCCAGACUUACCGGCCAAACUACAUCAGUCCUGUUAAGAUUGGUGUCCCCAUGCCGACGAUGGGAGGUGAAGACAAGUACCGCACCAUGUCCUUCCUUUCUCCUCGGUGCUCCGCAUGUAGGUUUCAGCCACAGCUGUCUGAAACUGCAGUAACCUAUGAGUCGGGUCUGAUUGGUGUGGCUCAGUAGUAAUAAGACCGUUCUUGUUUGAAUAAUAAUCAUGUUUGGGUUUUGGGUUUGGCCCAUUAUGCAAAUGUAAUAAGGGCUAGCUGCAAUGUUUGGACCUUUUUAGUCU
Messenger RNA from Magnolia sinica, 1054 nucleotides. RefSeq lists its product as uncharacterized. The transcript is spliced from 2 exons. The coding region runs from base 13 to 948 and encodes 311 amino acids. NCBI's taxonomy places the organism in Eukaryota, Viridiplantae, Streptophyta, Magnoliopsida, Magnoliales, Magnoliaceae. The record is from RefSeq and is a predicted model, not a curated record.